Molecule: messenger RNA, 1170 nt
Organism: Durio zibethinus
Lineage: Eukaryota; Viridiplantae; Streptophyta; Magnoliopsida; Malvales; Malvaceae
Source: RefSeq, a predicted model, not a curated record
AGGCUGGCUGGAAAUUUAAAGUCAGACUAAGACCAGUAAAAAUGAAGAGAGAACCAAAAAGAUAAAUAGUAAUUACUCUCAUUCCUUGUUAUCAGGUUGAGAAAAACUGCAGAACAAUGAUAAGGGUUCUUAAAUAUAGAAAAUUGAUGGUUUCUGAAAUUGGGAUUUGGGGGAAGGUUUUGAUCCAUUGGCUUGUUAUUGUCCAUUAACUCAACUGGCCACGAACAGGUUUUAGCUGGAGGAAUAUCCGAUUGUUUGCUCCCUAAUUUUUUUAUUCCACACAUCGCUAUAUAUACACAACAAACUUACCGCAACCAACCUCAGCUUUCAAACCAGACAGUCAAAAGCACCAUCAAAGCAAACGGGAAAUGUCUCUCCACCCAAAACUCGUUUCUUCAAUUGCAUUUCUCCCUUUGAUCCUUCUCUAUUUGAUCUCCUCGUUCUCCUCUGUCUCUUGCGAUGAUUCACUAACAGCUUAUGAAGUUCUUGAAGAAUAUGACUUCCCCAUAGGUCUCCUUCCUAAAGGAGUAUUAGGCUACAAGCUAGACAGUUCCACAGGUAAAUUCUCGGCCUAUUUGAAUGGUACUUGCACCUUUUCCAUUGACUCCUACGAGCUCAAAUACAAGUCCACCAUAACUGGAGUCAUAUCCAAAGACAAGCUAACUAGCUUGAGUGGGAUCAGAGUCAAGGUCCUCUUUCUGUGGCUCAACAUCAAGUCAGUGAUCCGUGACGAUGAUGAGCUUGAAUUCUCAGUUGGGAUAGCUUCUGCUGAUUUCUCUGUCGAUAAUUUCAACGAGUGCCCAACUUGUGGAUGUGGCUUUGAUUGUGAUACUGUUAAUGGCAGAAAGAUUGAAUCCAAUCAUCCCAUAUCCACCGCUUAGUUAAGUGAAUUUAAUCAGCGAGAGAGUUCAAGGUUUCUGCCCAUUCGGAUUAUUAAAAAAAAUUUCAGUGUCCAUCUUGUGUUUCCUUUAAUGAGAGGUGAUCAUCAUGUUAUGUAUUAGUCACCGAAGUCCAGCUGAGUCUAGGCUGUCAAUUCUCAUACAUAUUAACAAUAUAUUUUGUUUGUGUGUAACUGUUGCAACUUGCAUGCAUGAAUCGCAGUCAUCUAUGGACAUUUUAUUGAGAUGUUUGUGAUUAGUUAACGCACCAUUCAACUUUAGAGGAAGGAGC